This is a messenger RNA of Boeremia exigua, 2301 nucleotides long. RefSeq lists its product as uncharacterized. NCBI's taxonomy places the organism in Eukaryota, Fungi, Ascomycota, Dothideomycetes, Pleosporales, Didymellaceae. Bases 1 to 2301 code for a protein of 766 amino acids. The transcript has 5 exons. The record is from RefSeq and is a predicted model, not a curated record.
AUGCAUCACCCCCACUCGGCCCAGGGCCUGCCGCCGCCAAACCAUCAUCCUCACCAUCCACAGCACCCGCAGCACCCGCAACAUCCACAACAUCCUCAGCACCCGCAACACCCUAGACCUGGACAGGUCCAGCAACACCAUCACCAGCCGCACCCCAGCUCCCCCCACCAGCCACCGCCAAACCAGAGCCCAGCUCAGGGACACUACCCUUCCCCUCAUCCCUCCCAGGCUCAAGGCCCUCCACCUCACCAGUCGCCCUACGUGCAGCAGAUCCAAGGUCCGCCGCCGCCGCCGCAGCAACAGCAGCAGCAGCAGCAGCAACAGCAAGAGGUCCCUUACUAUCAGGCGCACCCUAGUCCUUACAGCACCAACAGUGCGCCGAGUAACUACUCGUCUUCAGAAACACCUGAGCUCAUGGCUGCCGCAACCAUGAACCGGUCGGGGUUCCCUCCGAUCUCGUAUCACACACCUCAGUCUAACUCUCCUGCAUCUGUUCAGUCACCACAGCACGACCAGCAUGGAAGGCCCAUUUACGGCCAGCCACCAAGCCAGAUGCCUCAGUCAAUGUACUACACACCGUACGCUUCUGCACCUGUGCCUCAACAAUCACCUUACAGCCAGCACCCAUCCUCAGCUCCACAACAACCCAUGGCAUCAAACCCUCUUUUGAUGUCACACCAGCAAGGCCAGCAUAUGCAGCACCCCCACCAGCCUCACCCACGUACCCCAGGUAUGACUGGAAGCCCAAAGCCGCCUUUGUCGCAGACACCGCUGCAGCGCCCACCAUCAGGUCUCGGCCCGCCACAGCAGCAGCCUCAGGCACCUCCGGUUGGUACGCCAAACAUGCACCAGGGACCGCCUGCAGGUCCUGGCGUCAACCCCAACGCUGCGCCUGGCCCUAUUCCGGCGACAACACCACUUGUCGUACGACAGGAUCAGAACGGUGUUCAGUGGAUUGCCUUUGAGUACUCACGCGAUCGCGUGAAGAUGGAGUAUACCAUUCGAUGUGACGUAGAGUCGAUCAAUGUCGAAGAGCUUCCCGCGGAUUUUAAGACGGAGAACUGUGUCUAUCCUCGCGCAUGCUGCGCGAAGGAUUCAUACAAGGGCAACCGUCUCCACUACGAGACUGAGUGCAACACGGUCGGUUGGGCAUUGGCACAACUGAACCCCUGCUUGAGGGGCAAGCGCGGACUCAUUCAACGUGCAGUCGACAGCUGGCGAAACAGCAACCAAGAUCCUCGACUGAGGAGUCGCCGCGUCAGGAGAAUGGCGAAGAUGACCACACGAAAGGCUCAGUCUAACACACACGGUGCCCACAUGGCUGGUCCAGGUGGCCCAGGAGCACCCGGUGUACCCAACUCGGCAGCUUUGGCAGCACCGCCUCGCCAAUCGAACAUGGGCAUGGGUGCCCCACAGAUGCACCACCACCACGAUCAUCCAGGAGGACCACAGGGAGGACCGGAUGAUGUUAGCGGCAAUGAAUAUUCGGAGGCGCACACACAUCACCAUCAAGCCCCGAACGGGACACAGUCUCCGACCGACGUUCGGCAAACGCAGAACUUCUACCCCACAUUCCCUUCGGGUGAAUCAGUGGCGGCCUCGAGCGGUCUGCCGCCCAAUCACGAGGAUAUGAAGUAUCCUCCGCCACCGCACGCGACUGGUGUUUCCACAUCAAAGCAGCAGGAGCAGGAUGAGGAGGAGAGAAAGCUAGCUAUGUUCGGCGACUUACCCGAGUCGAAGCGUCGUAAGUUCAUCUUAGUGGAUGACGCACAGCGAGGCACUCGAGUUCGUGUUCGAGUCACUCUUGACACCGUUAAGAUGGAGGAGAUGCCAGACUCUUACCGCAAGUCCAAUUCUGUGUUCCCUCGCAGUUACUUCGCCAUGCAGAUGACCUCGCCACCAGCGAGCCCGCGAGGCAGCAAGGUCUUUGCAGACGAGCCAGAUCUUGAGAGUGAUCCAAGCUUUCCGUUGUCUGGCUCAACCACGGUCAUCGUGCCUUCUCUCGAUGGUGAGACACGUGUACCGAAGCCGCGUCUUACGAGGGUGAAGCGCUCGAAGGAGAUUACAUUGAACGACCUUGGCUAUCGCAUGAGCUGGAGCCAGAGUCGUGUCUUCGCAGGCAGGACAUUGUUUCUGCAAAAAUCUCUCGAUGCCUAUCGCAAUAAGAUGCGAAGCAGCAUGAUGGGCCAAGGCCAAGACGUGACCCAAGUAGCGCCACAUUUUGAGACCCGUGUCGGAAAGCGCAGGUGGAAUGACAGAAUCGAGCGAAACAAGAAAUCGAGGCGCGAUGGCUCUCCUUAA